Messenger RNA from Dermacentor andersoni, 1858 nucleotides. RefSeq lists its product as uncharacterized. NCBI's taxonomy places the organism in Eukaryota, Metazoa, Arthropoda, Arachnida, Ixodida, Ixodidae. The record is from RefSeq and is a predicted model, not a curated record.
UAAAAGACUCGAGGAUUUUGAGCCAGGGCAGACUGAUCUGUGCAGCGAAGCAGCCGCACUAUGAAGUUCCUGAGUCUCACUGCCGUGGUCGUCGGCCUCCUGAGUCGCCAGGUCAUCGGGGGCCAGCUGUUUUCAAGCUUUGGGAAUGGUUUCGGUAGCGGAUCGUUGGGAGGAGCAUUUGGAGGAAGCUCACUCCGCAGUGGAAGCGGCUUCGGCGGUGGAUACGGCAGCGGAUAUGGCAGUGGAUUUGGCAGCGGAAGUGGACUAAGCGGAUUUGCUGGAAACGGUGGUCUCUGGGGCAACAGUUACGGUGGACUAUAUGGAAGCAGCCCAUUCUCAAUGUGGAGGAGGUUGACUGCGCCCCUUAUGUUGUCAAGCGGAAGCGGUGGCUCCUGGGGCAACAUCUACGAUGGGUACGGAAGCAGCCCCUUCUCAUACUGGAGUACUCCAGUCUACGUACUGAGGUUGUUUUCUGUGCCGCGCGGAGGAAGUCAAGGCGUGAGUGGACAGUGGGAUCUCCCCAGAGUAGGUUCGCCACUGACGUGGUUAACGUGGGGUAAUCCCAGUGGUCUAAUUUCUGCGGGCACGCCUUGGGGAUUUCAGGGACCUAGGGGGAGUGGUGCAUUCCCGCGGCCAUGGGGAGGAAUCAGUGGUCCACAGGGUGGCUUGUACGGCAUGCCUGGUGGAAUAAUUGGAACCGGAGGGUAUGGUCAACAAUGGGGCCAAGGGGGACAAGGCGAUAAAGAGAACCAGAAUGAACCGCAAGGGGGACUCAGUGGACUUGGAGGAUUCGGCAGGCUGUUCGGAAGCGGUGGCCAAAGCAGGUCCGGCAGCCCGAACGGUCAGCAAGGAGGUUUCAGCGGAUUUGGAGGACUAGGCGGACUGUCGGUCUAUGGCGGCGAAAGCGGAAUGGGUGGGCUGCGCGGACAGCAAGGAGAACUUGGUGGGAUUGGAGGACUGGACGGAAUGUCAGGCGAUGUCGCAGAAAGCGAUUACGAUGGCCUUUCCAGUCAAGGCAAUUCGGCAGGCGUCGGUAGUGGACUAUUUGGCUGGGGCAGCCAAGGUGGAGAUUUCGGAUCUAGUGGAAGCGGAAACUACGGCAGCCGACGCGGCGUGGGUGGAAGCAGCGGUGGACGAGGAUUUGGCGGAUUGGGAAGUUUUGGUCAGACUUCGUUGAGCAGUUUCGGUAGCAAUAACGGCUGGGAUCCAAGUAGCCAAGGUAGCAGUUUCGGUAGCAGCAGUGGUCUCUCAGGAAGGAACAAUCAAGGGAGUGGAUAUACGUGGCUCUUUUCUGGCCUAGGUGCUCGUCAAGGCUCAGCUGGUCAACUAGGCAGCGUCGGAAGUGGAUUCGGUGGACUGGGCGUUUCCGGCGGUUCCAGCCAAGGCUGGCUGAGCCGUGCCACUGGCCUCUCGCAAAGACAAUUGCUGCGUCUUUACAGAAAGUAUAGAAAAAGCGGUAUCAGAUGCACAUUUAUAGAAUACCUCAGGCGACGUGGAUACCUCGGUGGCUUCAUUGGAGGUCCCUCAUUUGGCGGUAGACAAGGAAGUGGAGGGCGACGGGGAGAUGGCAGCAGUUUCUGGUAUUGGAGUUCCACACCCACAUACCGAUACACUUGGGGAACACCUCUGGGUGGCUCUGCACCAUCACAAGGAAGUAGCUCUGGCGGAAGCUCUUUUGGUGGACUCAGUGGAUUGUCAAGCGGUGGAUAUGGCGGUUCGAGCAGCGGUUUGGGAGGAAGUUUUGGCGGCAGUUACAGCUGGAGUUCAGGUGCUGGCAGCGGCAGGCAGCAGCAGGAAGACGAGGGACAGCAGCAGCAGAAGGUGCUUUUGAAAUAAAGUUCUUUGUUUCAAUACACAA